ACCGCAUUUGCCUAUAUAUAUAAAAGUUAAGUACACACAACACCAAUAACAAUAGACACAACACUUCUUUUAUACAUCUUGAACUAAAUUUGCAGUAUGAGUCCUGUGGCUGAGAACAAAUGGGUCAAGGUGGGUCAGAAAGGAUCAGGUCCUGGACCAAGAAGCUCACAUGCACUCACGGUCGUGGGCGACAAAGUGUACUGCUUUGGCGGGGAGCUUAAACCAACGAUCCACAUCGACAACGAUCUCUACGUCUUCGAUCUCCAAACUCAAGAAUGGUCUAUAGCCCCCGCAACAGGGGACGCUCCUUUCCCCUGUUUCGGUGUCUUAAUGGUCCCUAUCGGCACCACUAUCUACGUCUACGGUGGCCGCGACGACACUCGCAGAUACAACGGCCUUUACUCUUACGACACUCUCACAAACAAGUGGGAGUUGCUGUCUCCCGUUGAGGAAGGGCUUCCCGGUCGUAGCUACCACUCCAUGGCCUGUGAUGAUCGUAACGUUUACGUCUUUGGUGGUGUUACAGCCAAAGGACGUGUAAACACGUUGCAUGGCUACGACGUGGUUGGUCGGAAGUGGGUUGAGUAUCCGGCGGGUGGUGAAGCUUGUAAAGGGAGAGGAGGACCAGGGCUUGUGGUUGUGGAAGGGAAAGUUUGGGUUUUGUUUGGGUUUGACGGUAAUGAAUUGGGUGAUAUUCAUUGCUUUGAUUUGGGUAGUGGUCAAUGGACCGCCGUGGAGACCACCGGGGAUGUACCGCCGGCGAGAAGUGUUUUUCCGGCGGUUCGUUCGGGGAAACAGAUUGUGGUAUAUGGUGGUGAGGAGGAGCCGCAUGAGCUGAUGCAUAUGGGAGCUGGGAAGUUGUCUGGAGAGGUUUAUAGGCUUGAUACGGAGACGUUGGUUUGGGAGAAGGUUGUGGAUGGUACUGAGGAAGGGAAGAAGCCGAGUCCACGUGGGUGGUGCGCGUUUGCGGUUGCGGUUAAGGAUGGUGAGGAAGGGCUGCUGGUGCACGGUGGGAAUAGUCCGACCAACGAGCGUCUUGAUGAUAUGGUGUUUUGGCGUUUCUAGUUGUGUUACUGUUAAUUAUCUCUACAAAGUGUCUGAGGGCUAAGGAGGUGUGUAGUGAGUGAGAACAUGCUACCUAUUCCAAAUAUAUUAGUCAUGUUCGUUUCAUAACCGCAGAGUUUAGCGACAGCGGCAAAGAAAAUGUACUACUACGGAGACCAAAAUAACAAAAUCAAAAGUUGCGGUAGACGCUACUGAAUUGCCGGAGACACAAAAAAAGAGACGCUUGUGUCGCAGAUAAUUUCAGCGUCCUUUGUCCUUCUUGUUAGUUGCCGCUGCGAUUGAAAAUAAGUCAGCGAUAUCUCACCGGUGGUUUGUAUUGCCGUGAUAAAAGGCUGAAUUUUUGGACGCUGCCGCAAGACGUGGCGGUUAUAAAACGAACAGGGCUAUUAUCAAGUUUGGUGUUUUGAUAAUUUUGUAAGAAAGAUAUUGUAGUGCAAUGACUGGGUGGAGUUAGUAUUAGCAUAUC
This is a messenger RNA of Brassica oleracea var. oleracea, 1531 nucleotides long. RefSeq names its product nitrile-specifier protein 5-like. Gene Ontology annotation, cellular component: cytosol; nucleus. Gene Ontology annotation, biological process: nitrile biosynthetic process. The transcript has 3 exons. NCBI's taxonomy places the organism in Eukaryota, Viridiplantae, Streptophyta, Magnoliopsida, Brassicales, Brassicaceae. Gene Ontology annotation, molecular function: enzyme regulator activity; protein binding. The coding region runs from base 97 to 1065 and encodes 322 amino acids. The record is from RefSeq and is a predicted model, not a curated record.